Messenger RNA from Caenorhabditis elegans, 1886 nucleotides. It is a transcript of the gene fre-1, whose product is annotated as NADPH-dependent diflavin oxidoreductase 1. The transcript has 10 exons. Gene Ontology annotation, cellular component: cytoplasm. The record is from RefSeq and is marked reviewed. NCBI's taxonomy places the organism in Eukaryota, Metazoa, Nematoda, Chromadorea, Rhabditida, Rhabditidae. Bases 13 to 1779 code for a protein of 588 amino acids. Gene Ontology annotation, biological process: iron-sulfur cluster assembly. Gene Ontology annotation, molecular function: oxidoreductase activity, acting on NAD(P)H; NADP binding; oxidoreductase activity.
AGCCAAUUUUAGAUGUCUAUCGCCAUUCUAUAUGGCAGUGAGACGGGCACCGCACAGGAUAUCGCCGAAUCUCUGCGACGGGAAGCUCAACAGCGACAUUUACAGGCGAGAGUUCACGAGUUGGACGAAUAUGAUGUUUCGCAACUCCCAAUGGAAAAAGUGGUUCUAUUCGUCGUUUCAACCACCGGACAAGGAGAAAUGCCACCGAAUAUGCGAAAAACGUGGAAAUUAUUGCUCAGAAAGUCCCUGGGAGCCGAUUUUUUGAAAAAUGUAAAUAUCGGAGUACUCGGUCUCGGAGAUUCGUCAUAUCAAAAGUAUAAUUUCGCCGGCAAAAAGCUUUACCGUCGUCUGGUACAACUCGGUGCAAAAAUGAUGUGCGGAGUUCAUUUAGCUGAUGAUCAGCACGAAAUCGGAAUUGAUGGAGCAUUUAUUCCGUGGAAAACGGAAUGUUGGAAGAAAAUUAAGGAGAUUGCGGAGAAUUUGAGCAUUUAUCGAGAAAUGACUGCGGAAAUCGACACGAGCGUGCAGAUUACAACUAAAUAUCGAUUUUUGGAGUUGGGGGGCGAAUCUGGAAAUGAUGAUGAUGAUAGUGAUGAGGAUUUAGAACCCCAAAUCGAGAUUCCGGACUACUUUCCGCUAAAAGUGCUCAAAAAUCGACGCCUAACCUCUGCAGAGCACUUCCAAGACACCCGGCUCGUGGAUUUCGAAAUUUCUGACAGAAAUCGCAGUAAAAUGGGAUUUCAGCCCGGUGACGUUCUAAUGGUUCGACCCUAUAAUCCUGAAGAAACUGUAAAAAUCGCUAUCGAAGCACUCGGCCUAACAGAAGAACAACUCAAAAAACCGCUGAAAAUUGUGAAAAAUGACAGAUUUUCCAAAAAUCCACCCAAUUUUUUGGUUGGAAAUUUUUCAGCAAAAACGACACUUCUCACAUGUCUCCAGCGAUAUUUCGACCUCCAACAAGUCCCGAAACGUUCAUUUUUCGAAAUGCUCGGCUAUUAUUCAACGAAUCCGCCGGAAAAGGAACGUCUACAAGAAUUGGCAUCUCCAGAGGGUCUUGAUGAUUAUUUAGACUACGCUAAUCGCUCAAGACGGACAACUGCAGAAGCUCUACGCGAUUUUGUCGCUACGUCGAAAAAUUUGAAGCCUGAUUAUCUCUUCGAAAUUCUCACGACAAUUCGCCCGCGAGCAUUCAGUAUUGCCUCGGCGCCCAGUCCAUUCCACUUGGAAUUACUUGUGGCAAAAGUCGAAUAUAAAUCAAGAAUGGCCGAUAAACGACGUGGAUUAUGCAGUACAUUCAUUUCAAGGCUGAAACCUGGUGAUGAGGUAUUCUGUAAAAUCCGUCCCGGAACCUUCAAAUUUCCGUCUCCAGAAGCUCCAGUCAUCUGUAUUGGACCGGGAACCGGUGUGGCACCAUUCAGAAGUCUAUUCGGACAUAGAAGCUUAUUCUCCGCUCACUUUCCGGGAAUCUUGUUCUUCGGAUGUCGAAGUGAACACCACGACUACUAUUUCAGUGAUGAAUGGCCAGAGCUUAGCGGAGUUGCAGUGAUUCCGGCUUUUAGUCGGGAUACAGAUGGUCGAAAAGUCUAUGUACAGCAUAAAAUGGGCGAAAAUGCCGGGAAAAUCAAGAGAAUGCUGGAUUUAGGAGCCCAAGUAUUCAUCGCCGGCAGCUCGGGUGACAUGCCAAAAGCGGUUUCAGCAGUUCUUGCACAAAUUCAAGGAGACGAAUGGACUCGGCGAGCCGAGGAAACUGGAAAAAUUCAAUAUGAGACGUGGAGCUGAAUAUCUGGAAGAUAUCUAUAUAUAUCAAAAAUUUAUAUUAUUUCAAUUAUUCUAUUGUUACUUGUGAUAAAAGUUAUUCUCUCUGUAUAAAAAAUGUUUUCCCCAAA